Lingula anatina is the source of this 4336-nucleotide messenger RNA. RefSeq names its product E3 ubiquitin-protein ligase rnf213-alpha-like. Lineage: Eukaryota; Metazoa; Brachiopoda; Lingulata; Lingulida; Lingulidae. Gene Ontology annotation, molecular function: ATP hydrolysis activity; ubiquitin-protein transferase activity. The record is from RefSeq and is a predicted model, not a curated record.
UCAAGACCAUCAAGUAGAUAUUGAAGAAGUUGACCUGACUUUUGCCAGACUCAGUGCUGGAAUGUCUAUGGGCACUUUGGCUGCAGAAUUGCUUCAAUCUACAUUGGGGAAAAAACAAAAAAGCUCAUUGAAAGACCAGUUAGAAGAGCUGUGGGGGAAUUUCUUUGGGAAGGUUGCUACAAGUGUCUCUGAUUACCUUAGCAUUGAGCAUCUAGGUCUGAUGUUAGCUCACCUUGCACGUCUAGAACCAGUGAAACUCGAAAGGACAUUCCCUGAAACCUGUUUGCAGAAAGGAAGACCUAAUCUGUUAGUGUGUCCACAAGCUGACAUAUUGAAUGCUGUGUUGUCUGUGUACAUGUUGGAUCCUACCAAACCUUUGCCAGCUGAAGAUGAAGUGCUGGUUUGUACAGCAAAAACCACAGUGGAAGAAGUGUUGUUACUUUUGAAUAGGGCUGUGCAAGAUGACUCUGGGAAAAUCUACUGCUUGGUCAAUGCUGACAUGUUGGACUAUGAAGUUACUGAAAAAGCAGAAGAAAAACUGGUCAAGAGAACAACAGACUAUCAACUGGUUGUUUUAUGUAGCAGUGAAAGAGAAGACAAGGCACGUCUGGUGUCAGCCUUGGACAGGUACCGCGUACAAUCUCCACUGAUUUACCCUGUGAGAGAGAUACAGAACUAUUUGAAACAACAGUUCCAACGUGUGCCUGAGGGUCCUUUAAAACCAGUUUCCUCUUUGGACAUUGAAAAAUGUUGUGUACGUGUAGUAAUGUCGACGAGGGCUGGAGCUGGAAAGACCUUAGUGGCUAGGAGAUUAGCUAAACAAGUCAAGAUAUUGAAUCCAUCUAUGCAGAGAAUGGAAGUGAGCAUUACAAUACCACUGCAAGAAAAGACUGUGAAUUACUCAGCUGUGUUGUCAACUUUACUGAAUUAUACCCCAACCCCAGGCCAGACAAUCCCCAGACUUUUUCACCUUGACAUUGCACAUGAAGUACAAGAAGGUGUAGACAACCUACUUUUCAACCUGUUAGUUCUGGGAGCUCUGGUGGAUGAAAAGGGGUACAUAUGGAGAAAAUCCCCUUGGGACUUGUACGUCAUUGAAACAUUGCCACUCAUGAUGAGACAAGAGGUUCAUCAUCAGAGAGGACAUGUGCAGCCUUCAGUUCAGUUUGUUCACCACAUCCUGACACUCUUGCCCAGUGUCAAGUGUAGAUCACCCAAGGAAAGUCUGCACAUUCUCAUCAAUGAUAUGAGGAAACCACAGGACUGUUCUGCACAUGAUAAAUUGAUGGAUGAUACAGAGUUCCGCAGUGUCAUAUUCCAAAGACCAUUCCAGUAUCUACACAGAAUGAUGCAGGGGCAAGGUCUGGGAGGUGUUAAUCCCCGCACACCAGAGAAAACUCAUGCUGAGUGCCUUCAGGUGCUCCUGAGAUACUGUGGAAUUGAGGACCCAUCCUGGGCUGAAUUACGGCAUUUUGUAUGGUUUUUGAAUACCCAACUCCAAGAUUGUGAAAAUUCAAAUUUCUGUAGUGCAGCUGCAUCAGGAGACCUCCCAGGAUUUCUUCAGUUUGUAGUUAGAUUCAUGAUACAGAUGUCAAAGGACUUUGCUACAAGAUCAUUGGAUAUAUCAGAACAGACACCAGGACAUCAGAUGUGGUUAGCAGAGGAAGAAGAAGAAGAUGUGUUGGCUCGUUUCCAGCUGAAGCGGAGAUGGGAACUCAGUUCUCAUCCAUACACCUUUUUCAAUGCUGAUGGUCACUCCAUGACAUUCAUGGGGUUCAAUAUCAAUCAAAAUGGAGACAUUGUUGACAAUCAGACAAACGAAAUCAUUGAACGAGGAGUCAUGCCAGCUCAGUUGAAAGAUGCCCUCAUGGCAAAUAGAGUGCCCCUGAAUGAAAACUUUGACAAUUUGCCCAGGCUGCAGAAGAUAAUAAAGUUAUGCAGUGUGAUGGGCCUCCAGGAAAACAUCCAUGAUCCAGAUACUACUUAUGAACUGACAACAGACAAUGUGAAAAAGAUGCUGGCCAUUCACAUGGGAUUCAGAUGUGGUAUCCCAGUUGUGAUAAUGGGGGAGACUGGGUGCGGGAAGACCAGGUUGAUCAAAUUUUUAUGCGAUCUACAGAAACCGGUGGGCACAGAUAUACAGAACAUGAUCUUGAUGAAGGUGCAUGGAGGGACCACUCACACAGACAUAGCAAAGAAAGUCACACAAGCUAUGGACAUAGCAAAAGAAAACAAUAGACGCUCCCCUUACCCUAUCCACACAGUUCUGUUUUUUGAUGAAGCUAACACCACUGAGGCUAUAGGGUUGAUCAAAGAAGUGAUGUGUGAUGGAACUUUGAGUGGAAAACAACUUCCCCUCAAUAAAAAUGGCCUGAAGAUCAUUGCUGCUUGCAAUCCUUAUAGAAGGCAUUCAACAGACAUGAUCAGAAGAUUAGAACAGUCUGGGCUAGGUUAUCACAUAGAAGCAGAAAACACCAAAGACAAACUAGGCCAUGUGCCCAUGAGACAACUUGUCUACAGAGUUCAAGCAUUGCCACAAAGUAUGCUGCCAUUGGUUUGGGACUUUGGGCAGCUUAGUGCUGAGGUAGAAGAAUUGUACAUCAGACAGAUUGUACAAAGAUAUCUGAACAGUAACCCACUACCCAAUCUUCCUGGGCUGCAAAGGACAAUCAGCGCAGUUUUGGCCGCCUCACAGAAGUUCAUGAGAGAGCAGGAGGAUGAGUGCAGUUUUGUUAGUCUUCGUGACAUUGAGAGAGUCAUGAAUGUGAUGACAUGGUUCUAUUCACAUGGUAAUCACUUGUGGGAUCUUAUGGAUAAGAGGGCAGAGAGAGACCUGCUAGAAAAAUACAGAGGACAAGAAGAUGUCACAGAAAUUACAUAUGAUCCCCCAGAUGGCGUCACCAGAAGUCUGCUGCUUGCUCUUGGUGUGUGCUAUCAUGCCUGUCUACAGAAGAGAAAAGAAUACCGUGAUGAGAUUGCAAAGGUGUUCACAGCUCCCUGCAGUCUGCCUGAUGGGGCCACAACUAUCAAAGAAGAAAUUGUCAGAUGCCAGGAUGUUUUCUUGGAUCAAGUUCAGCUGGGUGAUAACAUUGCCAGGAACCAAGCUCUGAAAGAGAAUGUGUUUAUGAUGGUGGUGUGCAUAGAGCUGAGAAUCCCACUGUUUCUUGUUGGCAAACCUGGGAGUUCCAAGUCUCUUGCUAAAACAAUAGUCUCUGAUGCCAUGCAGGGAGCUUCAGCACAUUCAGAACUAUUCAAAAGCUUUAAGCAGGUCCGUAUGGGCUCAUUCCAAUGCAGCCCCCUUGCCACACCAGAGGGCAUUGUGGGAACCUUCCGUCAGUGUGCCCAUUUCCAGAAAGACAAAAACCUAGAUGAGUUUGUCUCUGUGGUAGUCUUGGAUGAAGUUGGCUUAGCUGAAGAUUCUCCAAGGAUGCCCCUUAAGACAUUGCACCCUUUGUUAGAGGAUGGUUCAGAUGGUGAUGAUAAGCCUGAACCCUACAAAAAAGUGGCCUUUAUUGGGAUUUCCAACUGGGCUUUGGAUCCUGCUAAGAUGAACAGAGGAAUACUUGUGCAAAGAGGGGUCCCUGAUGACAUGGAGUUGACUCAAACUGCCAGGGACAUCUGUUCUUCGGAUGAGCUGGUGCAGAAUUGGAUUGAACCAUACAUUUCUCCCAUGUCAGAGGCAUACUUGACAUUGUAUGAAAGGUCAACAUCAACAAUGAGAGAAUUCUUUGGACUAAGAGAUUUCUACAGUCUGGUUAAGAUGGUUUAUGCAUUUGCUGCUGACACAAAAAAACACCCAUCGUGGCAUCAAUUAAAACAUGCUAUAAAGAGGAACUUUGGAGGCCUAGAUACUGUCAAACCAGAAGAAGAAUUUGCUGCUUUACUGCCUUCUGUCAACAAGAAUGAACCAGUUGGACCAGAUGAUCCAGACAACUCUCCUUCUGGCCUUAUCCGUGCAAGUCUCACUGGACGCAUAGGGGACAGCGAGAGUAGGUACUUGCUCAUCUUGACAGAGAACUAUGCUGCUCUUAGUAUUCUACAACAUCAUCUCCUGAAUGUGAAAGACACAAUCAUCAUAUUCGGAAGCAGUUUUCCAAAAGACCAAGAAUACACACAGGUGUGCAGGAACAUCAACCGCAUCAAGGUUUGCAUGGAAACAGGGAGGUCUGUAGUUCUCCUCAACUUGGAGAAUUUGUAUGAAAGCCUUUAUGAUGCACUGAAUCAGUAUUAUGUUUACAUGGGAGGUCAGAGAUUUGUGGAUCUUGGAUUAGGAACCCACAGAGUCAAGUGUAGAGUACACAAGGACUUCAGGUACAGCCUUUUAAUACCAGUGUAA